Hyalella azteca is the source of this 1861-nucleotide messenger RNA. Its product is annotated as collagen alpha-1(I) chain-like. Bases 1 to 1122 code for a protein of 373 amino acids. Lineage: Eukaryota; Metazoa; Arthropoda; Malacostraca; Amphipoda; Hyalellidae. The transcript has a single exon. The record is from RefSeq and is a predicted model, not a curated record.
AUGGAACGGCAAAUACAUGCCCAAGGAGGCGACGAUGCUGGCCAACAGAUUCCCCACGGUCACCAGGCACCCGAACAGGGUGGCCGACAGAGGCCUCACGGCCUCCAGGCACCCGAACAGAGUGGCCGACAGAAAGAACAAACGAUUGGCCAGCAAGCGCCUCGCGUCAAAGACGUAAAAGAACACAGCGGUCAGCAGGUGGUUCAUGGCCACCACGCACCCGAACACAGCGCUAAGCAGGUGGUUCACGGCCACCACGCACCCGAACACAGUGGUCAGCAAUUGCCACAAUGUCUCCACGCACCCGGAAGUUCCAGCAGCGAAAGUCAAAAUUUCGUUUAUACUCCUCCGCAAACACCUCAGCAGACACCUCAGCAGACACCUCCUCAAACACCUCCGAAAUCACCGCAGGGUGAAAGAUUUCAAUUGUUCCUCCCUGGUCCUAGCGCUGCACAUCUUCUACCUGGUCCUAUUGUUGGACAUUCUCCACCUGGUCCUAGUGUUGCACGUUCUCCAUCUGGUCCUAGUGUUGCACGUUCUCCACCUGGUCCUAGUGUUGCACGUUCUCCACCUGGUCCUAGUGUUGCAUGUUCUCCACCUGGUUCUAGUGUUGCACGUUCUCCACCUGGUCCUAAUGUUGCACGUUCUAAACCUGGUCCUAGUACUGCACAUUCUCCACCUGGUCCUAGUGUUGCACAUUCUCCACCUGGUCCUAGUGUUGCACAUUCUCUACCUGGUCCUAGUGUUGCACGUUCUCCACCUGGUCCUAGUGCUUUAAGUUCUCUACCAGGUCCUAGCGCUGCACGUUCUAUCCUUGACCAUCGCACUGUCCCAGCCGCCCCUCGGCCCUGCGUUUCCAUUGACCUCCCCUACCCUCAAGCCUUCCAAGUUGACCCUCGGCUCCAGACGCCGCGAGUGGCUCUGUCAAACUUGUACCGCCACAUGGACGACGACAGGCAACAGCUCCUCAGAAUCUGGACACGCGACGACGUCUACGCCGUACAAUGUCUUCGGAAUUUCGGGCUUGAGUAUGACUUUUUCUAUCGUGCUUAUCAAUACACUGCUAUUAUGGAGGAGCAACAGGAAGAUCAAGAGAUAAUGGAGGAGCAACAGAGAGAUUAAAUGAAGGAUCUAGUUAGAGAUCUCCUAGAACAUUACUGUAGUGUAAAAAUCGUUCAAAUAAUGGCCGGUUUCAUUACGUUCGAAAAGCCGUGCCAAUUUCAGGAUGAUUGACCAGUUCUGAUGCAUCUUAACUAGAUGCCUUGCAAUGUUGCCACUUUGAUGUUUUCCUGCAAUGGUUGCUUGAAAAUGAUAUUUUACUACAUAUUUACCCUAUCAUAAAAGUGUAAAUAACGAGUAAUUCAAGCGCCCUUAGCCUCAUGGAACUGAUCGUCCCUUGGUCAGAGCCUUGACGAUUUGUCUCUCGCUGUUGCAAUUUCCCCUUUUGAAGAUGAUACUAGCACUGAUUGUGUUCAAGCGUGGCUUGAAUCAGGUGCUGUAUUUAUGUAACCUGAUAUUUUUUAUGGCGUUAACGUGUCAUCGUAUGCGAAAAAGAUUUUAAAAUUAUAAUCCAGCAAUAGUUUAUCUUUUAUUUCUGACUAAACUGUGAAACCAUCGAUUUUAUUUUCUGAGUGUCUGUUGCUGUGAUGGUGUGUUAUUUGUCUACUAGUAAGAAUAAUUUUUUAAUAUAUUUAGGUGACAUUUUAAAUUUUAAAAUAACUUUUAAACUGGCAACUUGUGUUCAAAGAUCGCGCAAUCUUCGAGCGAGAUUAGUCCUGAGCUCGAUUUUAAGAACAUUUAUUCUAAUUGCUUGACUCCUGGAAUCUAUUUGUUGGUUGAAGUAAUUUAAAUAAAUUUUCAU